UUUAAAUAUUUUAGUGAUGGCUUCCAGGAAAUAUAAAUAUCAACGGCGGCAAGACAGUACUUCGGCUGAACAUUGUUGUGUCCCGUUAUGUGAGGCCUCGUCAAAGUUUAAUUCUAUUCUGAGUUUCCACACUUUUCCUGUGGACGAAGAAACACGCAGAAAGUGGAUUCACAACAUUCGACGUGAGAGAUUUAACAUCACAUCUCAUACAAGGGUCUGCAGUCGCCACUUUAAAAGUGAUGAUGUGAUUGAGCCCUCGACCUCUAAAGGGCGUCGCUUGCUGCGAAAGGGAGCUGCACCAACCUUAUUCCAGUGGAACGAGUACUCCGUGGCUGAACCAAGGCGCUCCGGGGUAUGGCAAAGACGGGACACUCAUCUGGAGCAUGAUUAUUGUUCAGUUCCAGAACCCGCGGCAGUUGAUAAUGCACUGGACCAGAGCGAAGAUCUCCAUAAAAAGGUGGAACAACUAAUGAGACAGGUGGAGGAGUUGUCAGUCGGUCAAAGAUUUAGUUUGGGGCGAUUUGCUGCUUCCGAUGAUGAUAUAAGGUUCUACACUAGGUUCAUGACUUACAGGCAUUUAAUGACUUUCUGGAAACUCAUUGAACCUGCAUCCCACAAAAUGAUUCGUGUGACCAGAGCAAGAGCAACUACAAUGAGGAGUGAAGCUGAAACAAGAGGCAGUACAUGGGGUCAGUCCCUGCAGCCCAUUGAUGAGUUUUUCCUCUUCAUGGUCCACCUCUCAGUUGGACCAACACAGCGGGAUCUGUCCCACAGAUUCAACAUUCAUCAGUCUACAGUUAGCCGAAUUAUUACAACCUGGGCCAAUUUUUUGUACACCAUUCUUGGCUCUGUCCGCAUAUGGAUGUCUGAGGAGGAAGUCAAGGCGCAUCUACCCAAUGAGUUCCAGGACUACCCAGACACACAAGUGGUGAUCGACUGCACGGAACUACGUUGCCAAACUCCAUCCUCUCUCCUGCUUCAAAGUGAAGUUUUCUCAAAUUACAAGUCUCAUUGCACCUUCAAGGGGUUAAUCGGCAUGGCACCACAUGGUGUGGUCACCUUUGUGUCUUCCCUGUAUGCAGGAUCUGUCAGUGACAAGGAGCUUUUUAAGCAGUCUGGGAUUGUGUCUCUGUUGAAACCUGGGAUGGCAAUAAUGGUCGACAAAGGUUUUCUUGUUGAUGACUGCGUGCCAUGCAAAGUCUACAGACCUGCUUUCCUGUCAAAAAGGAAACAACUGACGGCUGAUGAGGUAAAGAAGACACAGUCCAUUGCUCGGCUAAGGGUCCACGUCGAGCGUCUCAUCCGCAGGGUGAAGGAACACAAGCUGUUCGACACAGAAAUCCCUCUUUCCAUCACAGGGAGCAUCAACCAGCUGUACACUGUUGCUUGCCUCCUUGUAAAUUACCAGAAUGGCCCCUUAGUAAAAGCAUGGGCAAAGGAUUAAAGACAAGAUAACUUUGUUUGGGGAUUGAUGAAUUUGUAUUUAU
Molecule: messenger RNA, 1487 nt
Organism: Rhinichthys klamathensis goyatoka
Lineage: Eukaryota; Metazoa; Chordata; Actinopteri; Cypriniformes; Leuciscidae
Exons: 4
Coding region: 17-1444 (475 amino acids)
Source: RefSeq, a predicted model, not a curated record